Messenger RNA from Ooceraea biroi (clonal raider ant), 1992 nucleotides. RefSeq lists its product as uncharacterized. NCBI's taxonomy places the organism in Eukaryota, Metazoa, Arthropoda, Insecta, Hymenoptera, Formicidae. The record is from RefSeq and is a predicted model, not a curated record.
UUUAUGACUUCUACGUGCUCUUUAAUUACCCAGAAUUGACGUGUUUAUUUCAAUUGGCGACAAUUGGUAAUAUGUUUACCCUUAACCGUCGUCAAUUUUCUAAUGAGGAUAAUCACGCUUAUGCGCGAAUGUGUAGACGCGAUGCGCGUAGCUCGCAUACGUCCUAAGUUGAGUCUUCGUCUUCAUGCGACUAACUGCUGUGUGUCCAAUCGAUUAUCACAAUGAUCGUAAUGUCAACAUGAUUAAUUGACGCACGGUACUUGUGUUGUUGAUUCACAUAGUUGCCAAACAUACAUACGCAAUGAGUUCCAGUAUCCUUGCUACAAGAGCAGAGCAGUAUUUUUACAGCAUGAAUCCCAUAGCUCAGAGAAUCAGCGAGGAUAUAACUGCUACGAAAGAAGCAUACGAGGGUUUGUGGAAUACUUUGAGCAUAGCCGAGCGCAAUCAAGCUAUCAAUGAAACCAUAAUUCAGCCUGAAGUAGCCUUGAAAUAUACCUUGAAGAAGGUGGAAUCGACCAAGGAGUUGCCUGAGUGGUAUCCAAGACUGCGCAUACAGACAGGAAUGAAAUAUGUCAUAGACGAAACUGGUUCCACUUUACGAUGGCGCGACGAACACUCCGCGCCAUUUUCAUUCAUGACUCAGUCGCAGAUGAAUCUCAGUUUGAUCGAUUCCAACGAAGAGUUGAAGUCGAAAUCCCUGAGAUCUCAUUUUGGAGACUCGCCGCACUUCUCCAGUCCCGUACAGACGCAGCGAAGUAAUUCUUGUCUGAUGACCGAUGGCUACGGUUCUGCGCAUCAAGUUGGUUGUUGCCCGGCAGAUUGCUACACCAGCAGUUUAUUUGAAAAUGAUCAGUGCAGCAAUUUGUUGAUAAAUGAGAUCGACAGUGAACGCUCCGACAGUAUAUUUGCUAAACUGAUCAAUAAGACGUCUUUGUUGAAAUUACAAAGUGACAUCGAAGAUGAUAUGGAGAGCUUGGUAAGGGAGAGAGAUUCCGAUACGGACAAGAGUCAGUCAAACACUUUGGGGGUGAUGUCGCGAACAAAAUCGAGCGAUAUCAACGAAUCAACCGCUCUGUUGGAGACACCCAGUUCCUACAGCAGCUUUCAGUCGUCGCAAUUGAAUCAAGAGGAGGAGGAGAGAAGUAUACCAAAGACUGGAUUUGAGUUUCUGGAUAAUUGGUAAAUUGAUUCAGUUUCCUGAAUGCACUUUUUUAUCGCAGGAAAAAUAUCUUCAUAAUGUCCGAAAAAUGUGUGUCGCAAACUGGCAUAAUUUAACCUGGCUAUUUAUCUGAUUAUAUAUUUUGCAUAAAAAUUGUGUGUGUACGUGUGGGAAAGCCAGACUAUAUUUAUAUGUAUAUACGUAUACGUGUAUGAAAAGUGGAAUACUCUUUAUAGAAAUACUCUCUUACGGAAUAGUUUUUGACAAGACUUUUUAUAUUAACAUUUUGUAAUCUUUUAUUUUAUUUGUGUUUAUUUUUAUACUACUAGAAUACUAGACACCGUGUUUACAUGACAGAUGACUUAAAUAGAUUUUUGAAGACUGAACAAAAUAAUUUUUAUGUAUCUUUUUACGUAAGAUUUAAUCUGAAUUUUUAAUACAUGUAUUGCGUAUCGCCUAGAUGUCGAAUGAUCUGAGCCAAUUUAUUACUCUAUUAUCUUUUUUAUAUAAUAGAUAAUAUUAUAUUUUGUAAUGUCUAAUAUCUCGUAUAUAAAGUAUACUUAUAAUUAAUAAAUGUGCUCACGCAAUUCUGCAAGCGUUUCAUUGCGAGGUAUUUAUAGUCAACACAAUUUCGCUUUCAAAAAUUACAUUUAUAUCUUUUAAUGUCUAAAACCGUCUUGUCGAUCGUGUAUUAAUAUACACAUAUUAAUAUUCAUAUCUCUCGAUAUAAGUGUGCGCAAUAAUUUACUUUUUAUCACACUUUCAUAACAUACGUCUAUAAUAUUAAUUUAUAUAUUACAAUGUAGUGUAUAAACAACUUAUGUUACAAAUUG